CCUCUCCCCUCUCACAUCCCAUACCACCAACAGAUCACAUCAACUAGCAAGAUACCGACACAAUGCCCUCCCCCCACCACAAACUCAUGCGCACCUGCCUCUCCCUCGCCGAGCGAUCUCCCCCGCGCCCAACCAACUUCCGCCUCCUCUCCAGCGGCUACACAAUGGAACUCGCCGGUAACACGCAUGCCGAGCAAUGCUGUCUGUCGAACUACGCGGCCGUCCACGGCGUCCCGGACGACCGCAUCGCCGAGGUCCUCCCCGCCACCCCGGGCCGCAAGCUCGUCAUGUACGUGACCAUGGAGCCGUGCGGGAAGCGGCUCUCGGGCAAUCUGCCCUGCGUGCAGCGGAUUAUCCAGACGCGCGCUGGCGGGCGUCCCGGCAUCCAAAAGGUGUAUUUCGGGGUGAAGGAGCCCGGCACGUUUGUGGGGCAGUCCGAGGGGUGUCGCUUGCUGACGGAGGCGGGGAUCGAGUGGGAGGUCGUGCAGGGCCUCGAGAGGGAGAUUCUGAUGGUUGCUACGGCGGGACAUGAGAAUUCGGACGAGGAGGUCAGGGUGGCUAUGGAGGGGGUCGAGACGAAUAUUGUUGAUGUUAGUGAUGAGGAGAGGAGGAGGCAGGAUCUUUUGCCGAGGAACCCGAAGAAGAGGAUGAUGGAGGUGUAAUUGCUGCUUGCGUUGCAUUGGGGAAGGGGGAGAGGUGGCUUGGAUACCGCUGGCGGUUUGGGGUUUCCCCCCCCCCCCCCC
Messenger RNA from Aspergillus heteromorphus CBS 117.55, 743 nucleotides. RefSeq names its product putative DRAP deaminase. Gene Ontology annotation, molecular function: catalytic activity. Bases 63 to 662 code for a protein of 199 amino acids. The record is from RefSeq and is a predicted model, not a curated record. Lineage: Eukaryota; Fungi; Ascomycota; Eurotiomycetes; Eurotiales; Aspergillaceae. The transcript is spliced from 2 exons.